AUGUCGUGUCACGUCUCUCAUGGUGACUGUCUCGUGCCUUGCCUACCACCUAACUCACUGACUAACCAAACGGCUUACUUAGCACCUAACCAAGUGGCUGACCAAGCACCUAACCAAAAUGCUGACCUAGCACCUAACCAAAAUGCUGACCUAGCACCUAACCAAACGGCUGACCAAACGUCUUACCUAGCACCUAACCAAGUGGCUGACCAAGCACCUAACCAAAAUGCUGACCUAGCACCUAACCAAACGGCUGACCAAACGUCUUACCUAGCACCUAACCUAAGAUGUAACCCACUCGCUGCUUUGCCUUGUCCCUCCUCCCUUUGUUGCCUUGCCCUCACUCCCAAAGGAGCCUGCUUCAUCCCACCUUGUCGGUGGACUGAGGCUGCGGACGCCUCCCACCAUGUCCCUCUUGCACCUCUAAAAUAG
Molecule: messenger RNA, 432 nt
Organism: Babesia ovata
Lineage: Eukaryota; Apicomplexa; Aconoidasida; Piroplasmida; Babesiidae
Product: filamentous hemagglutinin family domain-containing protein, putative
Exons: 1
Coding region: 1-432 (143 amino acids)
Source: RefSeq, a predicted model, not a curated record